This is a messenger RNA of Eurytemora carolleeae, 1049 nucleotides long. RefSeq lists its product as uncharacterized. Bases 1 to 972 code for a protein of 323 amino acids. The record is from RefSeq and is a predicted model, not a curated record. The transcript is spliced from 17 exons. Lineage: Eukaryota; Metazoa; Arthropoda; Copepoda; Calanoida; Temoridae.
AUGCUUUUUCUAUUUCUGUUUUUCACCCAUUGUUGCUGUAUUAAAAAGUAUGAUCCUGAAAAUUCUAUUCGUAAAAUCUUAAAUGCGGUUGAGAAGUUAGAAGCCCUUUCUUUUACAAAUUCGAGUAUUUAUUCAAACCAAAACGAAGUGGACAAAAAACACGAGGAAUUUAAGCAGCGGAGCAGUAAUGCAAUAUCUAUUAGAAUUCAGAUAGAGAAUUACAGCAGUAAAUUGCUUGGUGAUCCUCUUGUAUCCCUAGCCUGUAAUCUAGGCUACCAGAUUGGUGGAAUACAUGAUGUAACUGCAAUAUCUCCACUCACCAAGAAUGUUUUUAUCUACAAUAAUGACCAUGGCGGAAAAUAUUUUGGUUACAGAACUUGCGGAGCUUUGUCUUUUCAGAUAAAGCAAGCUUCUGAUGACUCUAAAUAUUUAAUUUCAAAAGUUGGAAAAACCGAGAAGGGGUUAAGAUUAUUUAUUCCUUGGUAUAUUCCGUAUGAGUGUAACACCUAUAUAAACAAGUUUCAAGUAUACUAUGAACCAGCUGAGAUUGAUGAAAAUGGGAACUGGAAGUAUCCACUACAAAACCUUCAAGCAUAUUGGAAAAUGACAAAACUAGAGGACGAAGUUCUAGGAAAGCAAAUGGCGGGAGAAAAAGAAAAUCUUUAUUUUUAUAAUUAUAAGGCAGAGGGUAGUAAUCCACGAGAAGACAAGGGGUUCCAUGUUGUAGGAAUUAUAAAUAGGAAGGGUUGUCAUUCUUUCCUUAGAGUUAUUAUCUACGAAGAUGGCGUAGAAGAGUAUAUCCAGAGGUUCAGUCCUAAAAUAUUACCAGAACCUUUAGUUAGAAGAAGAUAUUCUAAUAUUUACAAAGAAAAUAGACAGGAUCAGACUACGGUUAUAGGAUACAUUCUUUUUGCCUUCGCUGGAAUAAUGUUAGCUGUAGGCCUCAUCAAAUACUGUUUAAAGAAACUUUGAAGAAAGUGAGAGUUAGACGUGUCAGUACUGUUAAAAAUUUUAUAAACUUUAGCUAUAAUAAAGGUUUCAUUUUGGAA